AUGGCUAAAAGAGCUGCUUCCUCAGGUGGAGGGUCUGUUAAAAAGAAACAAAGACAUCUGGUCUCAACUUUGAAUAAACAUUAUCGACUAAUUAAUAGCCAGGAUGAUUAUAAAGAUCUUUAUAUUUCGGAGAAACCUUUAGAUGUGUUUACUUGGGGUACCGGGUCUAUGUGUGAACUUGGUUUAGGUCCAUUGGCCAAGAAUAAAGAAGUCAAAAGGCCCAGAUUAAAUCCGUAUUUGGCUCGCGAUGAAGUAAGAAUAGUUUCAAUUACUGCAGGGGGGAUGCACUCCUUGGCGCUAGACAAGGACAACAAUAUUUGGUCUUGGGGUACAAAUGAUUCUGGUGCGCUUGGUAGAGAUACUAGCGGCGCGAAAGAACAAUUGAAGGAUAUGGAUGGCAAUGACAGCAGCGAUGACGAAGAUGGUGAUUUGAAUGAAUUGGAAUCUACGCCAAUGAAGUUGCCUAGGAAGUUACUGCCAUUGGAUAAAAUUCAUGUAAGGCAGUUGGCAGCAACUGACAAUAUGUCCUGCGUGUUGUUUGAAAAUGGGGACGUAUACGCGUGGGGUACUUUCCGUUGUAAUGAGGGGGUCCUAGGAUUUUAUAAAGAUACCAUUAAGCUACAAGAUAAACCUUGGAAACUACCAACAUUUUCAACGGCCAAGAUUGUCCAAAUUGCAGCCGGUAAAGACCAUGUUUUGUUUUUGGACGAAAAAGGAGUUGUAUUUGCUUGGGGAAACGGCCAGCAGAAUCAAUUGGGUAGGAAAAUUAUGGAGCGCUCGAGGCUAAAAACGUUAGAACCAAGACCAUUUGGAUUAGAUGGAGUAAAAUAUAUAGCUUCCGGUGAAAACCACUCUUUUGCGCUUACUGAAGAUGGUAAACUUUUCGCAUGGGGCUUAAAUCAAUUUGGUCAGUGUGGUGUUUCUUCUCAAAUCGAAGACGGAGGUGUAGUAGCCAUACCAACAGAGGUUAACCUCCCAAACAAAGUACAGAUCAGUUCGGUAUGUGCAGGUGAACAUCAUUCGUUAGUACUAACCAAGGACGGUGAUUUGUAUGCAUUCGGUAGACUAGACAUGUUUGAAGUUGGUAUUGGGAAAGAUAAUCUACCUGAAGAUACCUAUAGAGAUGCGCAUGGUAAACCUCGUGCUAUUCCUGUACCAACAAAAUUAAAAGAUGUUCCAAAAUUCCGUGCAAUCGCUGCAGGUUCUCAUCAUUCGUUAGCAAUCGCAAUAAACGGUAUUGUUUAUUCAUGGGGAUUUGGUGAAACAUAUGCAGUUGGCCUUGGGCCCUCUGGGGAUGACGUUGAAGUUCCUACGAGAAUCAAGAACACUGCAACCCAGGACCAUGAUAUACGUUUUAUAUGCUGUGGCGGCCAAUUUUCCAUGUCCGCUGGCGUUAAAUUAAGCGAUGAAGAUGCGGAAAAAAGGGCCGACGAAAUGGACGAUGAUUGA
This is a messenger RNA of Eremothecium sinecaudum, 1449 nucleotides long. RefSeq names its product Ran guanyl-nucleotide exchange factor (gene SRM1). The record is from RefSeq and is a predicted model, not a curated record. Gene Ontology annotation, molecular function: guanyl-nucleotide exchange factor activity. The transcript has a single exon. Lineage: Eukaryota; Fungi; Ascomycota; Saccharomycetes; Saccharomycetales; Saccharomycetaceae. The coding region runs from base 1 to 1449 and encodes 482 amino acids. Gene Ontology annotation, cellular component: cytoplasm.